Molecule: messenger RNA, 1005 nt
Organism: Trichechus manatus latirostris (Florida manatee)
Lineage: Eukaryota; Metazoa; Chordata; Mammalia; Sirenia; Trichechidae
Product: olfactory receptor 6V1-like
Exons: 1
Biological process (GO): G protein-coupled receptor signaling pathway
Cellular component (GO): membrane
Molecular function (GO): olfactory receptor activity; G protein-coupled receptor activity
Source: RefSeq, a predicted model, not a curated record
AUGAAGACACCAACCCUUGGUCAUGGCCAACCUGAGUUCAUCCUCGUGGGCUUCUCCUCUUUCAGUGAGCUUCAGGCUCUGCUGUAGGGGCCCUUUCUCAUGCUCUAUCUUUUGGCCUUCACGGGAAACACCAUCAUCAUCAUCAUGGUCAUGGCUGACACCCACUUCCAUACACCCAUGUACUUCUUCCUAGGCAACUUCUCCCUGCUGGGGAUCCUGGUGACCAUGACAGCGGUACCCAGGAUGCUUUCAGAUCUGCUGGCCUCCUGCAAGGCCAUCUCCUUCUUGGGCUGCAUGGUCCAGUUCUACUUCUACUUCUCCCUGGGCUCCACCUCCUUCCUCAUCCUGGCUGACAUGGCCCUUGACCACUUCAUGGCCAUCUGCCACCCCCUACGCUAUGGCACGCUGAUGCGCUGGGCAGUUUGUGUCUGGCUGGCAGGGGCAGCUUGGGCAGCUCCCUUCCUAUCCAUGGUGCCCACUGUCCUCUCCCAGGCUCUUCUCAGUUACUGCCAUGGCAACGUCAUCAACCACUUCUGUGACAACGCCCCUCUGCUGCAGCUAGCCUGUGCAGACACCAGCCUGCUGGAAUUCUGGGACUUUGUGAUGGCUCUAACCUUUGUCCUCAGCUCCUUCCUGGUGACCCUCAUCUCCUAUGGCUACAUCGUGAGCACCGUGCUGAGGAUCCCCUCCACCAGUGGCCGCCAGAAGACCUUUUCCACGUGUGGGUCCCACCUCACCCUGGUUUUCAUUGGCUACAGCAGCACCAUCUUCCUGUAUGUCCAGCCAGGCAAAGCACACUCUGUGGAAGCCAACAAGAUGGUUGCCCUGGUAACAUCUGUCCUGACCCUCUUCCUCAACCCCUUCAUUCUUACCUUCCACAAUGACACAGUCAAGGCCAUUCUACGGGGACAGCUGCAGAGGCUUAAGGGCUUUCACAGGCAGCGUAAGCCCGGGGAGGUGCCUGGAGGGCUCAGGCUGUUCUACAGGGACAGCUGUGGAGGCUGA